AUGCGGUCCUCGAAUUGGAGACUGACAAGGCACCGAUUCGGACCAAGCCUGCCCGAGGAUCGCAGCCGUAUGCCAGACCUCUCCUCAUUCCCCAUCGCGCAACGAUGGCCAGCGGCACAUCCGGAGCGGGUGCAGCUUUACGCCGCACCGACGCCGAACGGCGUGAAGGUCUCGAUCAUGCUCGAAGAGACCGGGCUCGCCUACGAGCCGCAUUUCGUUGAUAUCUCGAAGAACGAGUCAAAGGACCCGGCUUUCGUAUCGCUUAAUCCGAACGGCCGCAUACCGGCGAUCAUCGACCCCAUUGGUCCGGGCGGCACGCCGAUCGGCAUCUGGGAAUCCGGAGCUAUCCUGGUCUAUCUAGCGGAGAAGACCGGCCAAUUCAUGCCGAUCGCUCCGGCUGCGCGCUACGAGACGCUGAGUUGGGUAUUCUUUCAGAUGUCGGCGAUCGGGCCCAUGUUCGGUCAGUUGGGCUUCUUCCUGCGAUGGGGCGGCAGGGACUUCGAGGAUAAGCGCCCUCAGCAGCGCUUCGCCGAUGAGUCCAAGCGACUGCUCGGGAUUCUCGAUCGCCAGCUGGAUGGACGCGGCUGGAUCGUGGGCGAAUACUCAGUCGCCGAUAUCGCUACUCUCGGCUGGGUGAACGCGCUCGUUACCUCAUAUGACGCCGGCGACCUUCUCGGACUGAAGGGUUUCUCGAACAUUGCGGCCUGGCUUGAACGCGGUCUCGCGCGGCCGGCGGUAAGGCGUGGCCUGCGCGUUCCGGCCAGAACUGCAUGA
Molecule: messenger RNA, 774 nt
Organism: Elaeis guineensis (African oil palm)
Lineage: Eukaryota; Viridiplantae; Streptophyta; Magnoliopsida; Arecales; Arecaceae
Source: RefSeq, a predicted model, not a curated record